Messenger RNA from Fusarium coffeatum, 1653 nucleotides. RefSeq lists its product as uncharacterized. The record is from RefSeq and is a predicted model, not a curated record. Bases 1 to 1653 code for a protein of 550 amino acids. Gene Ontology annotation, biological process: transmembrane transport. Gene Ontology annotation, molecular function: transmembrane transporter activity. NCBI's taxonomy places the organism in Eukaryota, Fungi, Ascomycota, Sordariomycetes, Hypocreales, Nectriaceae. The transcript has 5 exons.
AUGACGACAAACAAUGGGCCGAAGCUGCCAAAGCAGCAGUUGGCGAUUCUGGCCAUCGCUCGAGUCGCCGAACCAAUGGCUUACACCUCUGUCUUCCCCUACCUACCCGCAAUGGUCAGCAGUUUCGGUGUUCCUACCAACAAAGUCGGAAGCUGGGUAGGCGUCACAUCAGGUGUCUUUUCCAUCGCGCAAAGCGUCACAGCUGUUGCAUGGGGAAGAGCAUCUGAUACCUAUGGGAGAAAGCCGACAAUUAUCUUGGGCUUGCUAAGUACGAUGGUUUGCUUCAUAGUAUGGGGUAUGUCGACGAGUUUGCCUAUGGCUAUUGCUGUGAGAGCUAUUCAGGGUGGUGGCAACGGAAAUGUUGGUAUUAUUCGAACAAUGGUUGCUGAGAUGGUCCCUGAGCGAGAACUUCAACCUCGUGCCUUCUCCAUCAUGCCCGUCGUCUGGAGCAUAGGCUCGAUCAUCGGACCUAGCUUCGGAGGCUUCUUCGCGGAGCCUGCAGAGCAAUAUCCCGAGAUCUUUGGCCACAUAGAAUUCUUCAAGAAAUUCCCCUUUAUCCUUCCUAACAUGAUCUUGACCAUUGUCUUCUGCAUCUCCGUUACUGUCGCAGUACUAUUCCUCCAUGAAACACUUCCUAGCAAAAAGGGUCACCGGGAUUGGGGUCUCCUAGUCGGCGAGCGCAUCACCCGCUCUUUCAAGAACACCCGUCCAACACCAUCUACCCGUCGUCCAUCUUUUGUCGAUGGCGAAGCUACAUCGCCUCUUCUUCCUAACAAGACAGCACCUAAGAAGCAAGCUGAACAGCCACCUAAGAGAGAGCGUGUACUUACUCGUCAGACCUGCAUGAACCUUUUGGCCUAUACGUUCUUGGCUUUCCACUCGGUGGCUUAUGAUCAGAUUCUCAGUGUCUUCCUUAGACAUCCCGUUGAGAAACACACUCCCGAGAACACCGCGUUUCCGUUUUACUUCUCUGGAGGAUUUGGCAUGUCGCACAGCCAGGUUGGACUUAUCUAUACCGUGUAUGGCGUUGUUUGUGGCGCUAUCCAGUUUCUGCUCUAUCCCACCAUCGUUGCUCGCUACGGAGUUUUGCGCUGCUUCAGAACCUGCUGCCUCCUUAUGCCACUCGCCUACUUCCUCACCCCCUACUGUGUCCUCUUCCCAACCCACAACUCCCGAACAGCAGCUCUCAUCUCAGUGAUGUUCAUCAAAGCAGCUGGAAUUAUCGUCGCCUUCCCAUCUACCACCAUCCUCCUCACCAACUCCUGCGCAUCCCUCCGUGUUCUCGGCACCCUAAACGGCUACGCUACCACCUUCAGCGGUCUCGGUAGAGCAGCAGGUCCUGCUUCUACGGGCGCUCUCUUCACUUGGGGCGCUGACCACGGAUACGUUGUUACGGCAUGGUUCUUCCUCAUGUUUGUUGCUAUUCUAGGCGCUGUCCCUGCAUAUCUUGUCGAGGAGGGUGCUGGACCUACAGCUUCUGCUUCUACGUCGGCCGAGAACAGUGAUACGGAGGAUAACGAGGUUUCUUCUUCUUCUAGUACACUGCUAUUGCCUGAGGGAUCAGUCGUUUCCUCAGACUCUGAGGACGAGCAGCCGUUGAAUAAGGCUAGACCUGACGGUUCUUAUGGAACCAUCCAAGGAGGACGAAAGUAA